This is a messenger RNA of Talaromyces rugulosus, 5145 nucleotides long. RefSeq lists its product as uncharacterized. Gene Ontology annotation, biological process: telomere maintenance. The coding region runs from base 1 to 5145 and encodes 1714 amino acids. The transcript has 3 exons. NCBI's taxonomy places the organism in Eukaryota, Fungi, Ascomycota, Eurotiomycetes, Eurotiales, Trichocomaceae. Gene Ontology annotation, cellular component: nucleus. The record is from RefSeq and is a predicted model, not a curated record.
AUGAGCGAAAUCCUGACCGCUCGUCCGCCAACUCCUCCGCGAACAUUUUUCAAGCGAGAUGCAGAUCAUUUACAGGAUCGACUGAAUGUGCCCGAUACCCCCUCCGCCGCUGAUUCGAACAUCUUGAGGUCGAGCAAGAAGGUCAACUUCUCCCCAAUCACGAGCUACAUCAAGCCGGCAACAGCCUCGGGUUUGACCCCCGUGUCCAAUACCGCGAUUCGUUCGAUCCCUCCUUCCAAUGAAUGCAAACCGGUCAAGUCGAUUCUCAAAAUGACGAAUGGUCCAACUCCAACGGAAGAAAACGAGCCCCAGCCUUUCGCUGUUCUACUGGAAUCGGCAAUACAACAACUGGCCGGAGAGUCUAUAAGCUCCCGAGUGGACGCUUACAUACACCUCCUGGGAUCAACAAAAACUUAUGACAGUGUUCCCGAGCAGAGCGCCAUGGUCUCGAAAGUAGGGCUACUGGCCCAAUUCAUCCAACGUGAUGUCGGUAGGGAUUUCGGCAAGGGAGAAGUGUUGGAGAUGAAUUUGGUCACAAAUGCGAUGAAGUUUGCGAUCUACCUCGUAUGGAGCGAGGCGCUUUCUACCUAUCUUCCUGAUGACUUCAAGAUCUUUAUCGUUGAUCAUUCUUUAAGCGCCCUACAAGAUAGCAAGGUUCCCAAGACCGUGCUCAUUCACUACACAAACCUUCUAUACAACCAGAAUUUCCCGCCGAAGAUAAUGACGAAUUCACGGAUUACUCGAAUCCUAGCUGCUUUGAGUAAUCUUGCGGAUCGUGUGAAAGGCAACGGGGUUAUCUCGCAACGAUUAGGAGUAUACACACGCUUGCUUGGCCAGGACAAGGCUGCUAUGGCCUCGCAAGCAUCAUUAUGGGUCGAGAAUCUCAUUUCCGGUCUUCUCCACCCAAUCAAGGAUGUCAGGUCAAAGGCCUUGGUUCUUGGUAAUCAAGUCUCUGUCAUACUUGGCCCGAACUUGAAUAUUUCGAAAACCAUUCUAGACAUAUUCAACAAGGAACUGCCUAAGGGCCAAAAGCUCGUGUCAGAAAUUUGUGAGAGGAUGUCACGCAUGAUGUCCUCGGUUGAUAGCGGAGAGCAUGUACCACAGAUUUGGAGCAUUAUCAUCCUACUCCUGAGAAGUAAGCGAUUCGUUAUGGAAGAGUGGACAUAUUUCAAGGAUUGGGUCCUUGUUUUGCAAAAGUGUUUCAACUGCAGUGAACCUCGAAUCAAGAUUCAGGCUAUUCUUGGAUGGAAUCGAUUCGUCUAUGUCAUCACUUGCAACGACUCGACCAGUCGUAGCAUGAUGAAGAUGCUCACGAGACCAAUUGUAUCGCAGUUUGAGCGCAAGAAAACCGAAAAACCAGGGAGCACCGUCAAUCGGGCGGUACUAUCAAGCUAUUACAAUCUCAUCUACUAUGCAUUCCGUCCGUCAGCUUCGUAUGAGCAUACCGACUUCAUUUGGGAGGAAUAUAUACACCAACCGCUAGCCAAAAUUUUCACUACCAGCUCUCAGCUGAGCGAUUCCGCCUGCAAAGCACUGGCAUCCCUCCUAUGGAGCUCUCAACCUAAAGUGUGGACGGAAAACAAGAUCAACGAGCCAUUGAAGAUGGAGCCAGAAAAUAUAUUUCCUAUCGAUUGCAAAUGGACCAGAUCACGCAUUGGUUUAGUGCUUAAAACAUUCGAAGCCCUCUUUCCAACCUCAACUUGGGCACCUGAGAACGAUCCGGUUUCAGACAUCGCGGUUGCGUGGGCUAAUCUCUGCAAAUCACUUGCAGAAGCAUCAAGCAAGGAGAUAAAGGCGUCAACAGGACUCACGCAAGCAAUUGCAAGUAUUCUUGAUCUUUUUCAGCGCCUUCGACAUGGAGCUCCUGCUUCAUUGAACGCAGAAACAAGCGACAAGUUCUUGGAAAGACUCUCCUUUCUUUCAACAACGCUCAUAACGGCGAUUGGGCCAUCACCAUUUACUGAAAAGCUGCUUCUUAAGACAGCCCAAGAGACGUAUCAGGCUGCAAAUACACCAACACACCAUCGCACACCCAGCGAUUCCAACCUCGACACCCCUUUCAUGCACAUUCUGCGCAUUCUCAGCUCGUUUGGCGAAGACUCAGAUCUGAGAGAUCUGAAGACUAGUCUUUUUGACAGCCUUCUAGAAGUCGCUUGCAGAGGCCGACAGUCCAGAGGAUCUCGUCUAGAGUUUUUAGAAAAAUGCACCCUGCUACGGCUGCGCGAUAGCGACACCGACCUAAAGCUGGUUGGUUCAAUCUGGGUGGCAGCAGCAAAGUUGACGAUAAAUUGUCUCACUUCCUUCCCAAUGGAGACUCCCCGAGAUAGAGACGGUACUGUUACCCGUGACUACGACAAUGUAACAAAGAUACUUGCCCGUGGAUUACAGUUUGGAACGACAUUUCAGACAUGGGACUCAUUGCUUGACGCAUGUAUACGCGUGGUUCGGACAGAAAGAGGAGAACGUAGCAUAGCGUCCCUCAUUAUCGAGCCUUUGGCGACUGAAUCCCUGCAACUGACUCGGAAAUUAUCGUUUUGGCCACUAAAAGCCCUUACCACCCAAGCCUUAUCAUUAUCCUAUUACCAGAAAGGUGAAACCCGAGCAUCCGUGACUGGCCUGGGCCAAGGGCCCACUGUGCCCAACCAUCCUUUCUUUCCUGAAAACCUUUUGGAGCUUAUUAUUAAAGUUACAGCGGAAGCUUACGAACAAUUCAAUGUCGAUGAAAACAUUGCAACCGCAGAGGUUAUGGAAUCUCUGACAGCUUUAUUGGGCAGCGGCACUGCGCAAUUUCGCUUCAAGCUCUUAGACAAGCUUCAAGCUCCAUUGUCAUUAUGGCUACAGGACACUGCUCGCUGCCUGACCUCUGAAAAUGGCACGAGCAACAGGUUACUGACUGCAUGUCGAACGCUCUCGUGGGCAGUAGCAAACAUCUUACAGACAGCUGUACCGCAUGAUGCCGAAUCGCUCCGUACGUUUGAAGCCAUCGUCUCCGCUGGUCUCGAGUCGGUGCACAAAUCAACAGCAAAUCGCUUCAUUGAAACAUGGAACACAAGCUUUGGAUUACAGGCUUCUGUUACUUAUCCUCCUGCUGUUCAGUUGGCUCUUGAAAAACUUGACCCUUUCGUGGAGCUACAGCUACCUUGUCCUUUACCAAGCAAGGAUAAUUCGAAGAGCUAUGGAAUUCCAGAUUUGGUAGAGUCUCAGGACACUGACAGUAGCUUUGACUCUGCUCAAGACCUUAUCACAAAGGACUUGAAAAACAGGUUCCGCAGAAAACAACGUCCUGCCACUUUUAGCUCUUCUCCAAUUACGCAGCUACUGGAAAAGAAUGCAGAGACUGCACAACCAGCGCGUGCCGAUAUGACUCCAAGACGGCGGCUUCGUCACGAUAAUUCUCAAAUCCAAUUUGUCCCAGUAGAGUCAUCUCCUCUGCCAUCGGAUAUUGAAAGCCAGCUGCUUACAGAGCGUCAAAAGGAGGUCAAGGAACGACAACGCGGAAGCAAUGCUAUGUUCCUCGAAGAUCUGCCGUCUUCCUCUCCUGCUCUACCUAGUCCGACAAAGGACACUGGUGUUCUGACUCCAGUCAAGUUGUCCGAUUUACGAGACACUGAGCUUGGCUCGGAUGAUCUAUUGACGCCUACACUGGCUGCGAACUUGCAAGAAAAUGACGAUGAUUUCCCGGGUUCCUCCCCAACUCCUAGCGCGAAGGACAGGUCCAUCCAAUCACAAAAGGUUUCAUCUUUUCCAUUAGGUGUCUCGCAGACAGAGAUUGCUCCUCCCUCCGAAAUUCAGUCACGUUCACCUCGUCGGCCGGCAGUGAGAAGAAAGUCUUCUCUUCGCCGAUCGGAAUCUUACACUUCGGAUGCCGACAAUCGUGUUGAAAACGGUAGUGGCAGGCGAAGAAGUACCAGACGCUCAGUUACCAGAUCGUCGGGCCCCACUACAGAAGAAACGCCUGUACAAGAAGCCUCGCCCAAGCAGUUAAAUAAGUCAUCAGACAGCAACAGCAAGGCUCUACCAGAACCAGAAGACGCGCCUUUAGACGAGAUCCCUGACACCUACAAGGACGAGUUUGAACAACAACUUGCUUCUCAGCUUGGACAAGAUCUGGAACUGGCAGUAGACUUUCAGGACAUAGAAUAUUCUCAACCCAGCAACACUGCAGACUUGCCACCCGCACCAGUCACCAGGAAGAGAAAGCGAGACACCAUAACUGAUGCUGAACACUCCCCAGUUUCAGACCGCGGAAAACGACGAUCUCUCAGAAGUUCCCAGAGUGCUCCUACCGAGGAUAAUUUUAAUACAGUAUCCAAGGAAAAUAAUACAACUGCCGGGACAACAACUCGUCGCUCAGGGCUUUCGGCAAAGGACGUUGUAACACCGCAAUCGUCUCCAACAAAGGGUGUCAGCACACCAGAUCCAGUUGCUGGUAACAGGACAAAUACUGGGUCCAGGAGGAGACGCAGGCGUCUGGAUGACAAUUAUGUCCCUGAAAUUCCAUCUUCUCCCCCUCAGGCUGAGUCACAUUCAUUGAAAAGGCGAAGAUCCCAACGACUUAGUGGAAUCCUCAGCUCGCCAGUUACUAAAUCAGACUCGAUGCCAACAACGCCAAGGAAACAGCAAAAACAUGCUCAAUCGUCGCCUGUCAACCCAGGUACCUCGACACCAUCUUCAAGAUCGUUGCGAAGGAGGACUCGCCUGUCUGAGGUUGCUGCUACACCUGAUGCGAACGAGUCCACAGAGGAUGCUACGAAUGAUUUAGAGCCAGAGCCGACAGAGCCGACUUUGCCUUUGGAGAUACCGGACCAGGAGACUAAAAUUCUUACGAGUGACGAGCCAUCUCCACAAGAAUUUGUCCAGAGCAAAGAUGACGAUGUUGCCAUGAGCAUGGAAGAUCCCAAUAGCAGUGUUCCAGCGUUGACAGAAGAAGCCCACAAGCAAACUGGGGAAUAUGUUUCUCAUGAGGUUCAGACGGAUACCGUGGUGGAUAAUGAGGGCGAAACUCAAGGAAGUGGUAUUGUCAGCUCUCUUCGCCAAGUCCUCAGUAAUAUCAAGAGUGCUUCCUUUGGUCGAGGUGUCCUGAGGGAGAUUGAUGACCUGAUGUUUGACAUCCGGGUCGAAGCAGUGAAAAGAAGCCAAGCCUAA